This is a messenger RNA of Epinephelus lanceolatus (giant grouper), 7149 nucleotides long. It is a transcript of the gene zc3h13, whose product is annotated as zinc finger CCCH-type containing 13. The record is from RefSeq and is a predicted model, not a curated record. Gene Ontology annotation, molecular function: metal ion binding. NCBI's taxonomy places the organism in Eukaryota, Metazoa, Chordata, Actinopteri, Perciformes, Serranidae.
UCAGCAAACGACCUCACAAAAAACAACUUACAGUUAUUACUUCCAGUGUCAUUACUUAUAUAAGUACAGUUCAUAGAAGAAGAGUUUUUAAAAGAGAAUAAUGUGCUGACAUGUCACUAAAAAAUAAAAGCGCGGAGAAGAUAUUAGUUGCGACAACCCGCACACCACCACCGAAGAAGAACGCGACCUGUGAUGCACACCCUCCGCCAAUAUGACGGCACACAGGGCAGUUUCUGCCUCUGAUUUUAAAGAAGAAUAAGCCUUGUUGUUUCUACAAGUGCUGAAUCCGCUGCCUGGACUAAAGUAGAUGCGACGCCGACUUUAUAUCUUGGUCUUGCAGAAUGUCCAAGAUCAGGCGGAAAGUAACAGUGGAGAAUUCAAAAACCAUAUCUGAUAGCAGCAGCAGCAGCAGCACCACGACGACCAGCAGCACCAGCAACCCCGCCGCCCCCUCCCGCCGGCCCAGUGUGUUCGAGAGACUCGGCCCCAGCACUGGGAGUAAUGCUGCUGAUAGUCACUGUAGAAAUUGGCUGAAGACUGGUAAUUGCAGUUACGGCAACACUUGUCGCUACACACAUGGAACUCAGCCACGAGGCAAAGGAUUUAGCUUUAGUCGGUCAGCUGAGAGACCCACAGGUGAUCUGCGGGAGAGGAUGAAGAAUAAAAGACAGGAUGUUGACCCAGAAAACUUGAAGCGAGACCUCGACGAGCCCACAUCCCCCCCAGCGAGACAGAGAGACUCCUCCAGAGGCCGACACAGGGAAAAGGAGGAUAUAAAGAUCACAAAGGAGCGCACCCCAGCCAGUGAAGAAGAGCCCACAGAGUGGGAAACUAAUCGUGAAGACUCAGAUAUCGACUACGACUACGAGUUAUCGCUUGAGAUGAAGCGCCAGAAGAUUCAGCGUGAGCUGAUGAAACUGGAGCAGGAGAACUUGGACAAGAGGGAGGAGAUUGUCAUCAAGAAAGAUGAGACCCCCACCAAAACUAGAGCCACUGCCAUGCCCAAGGCCUCCCCAGAGCCGCUAAGUCAUAAAGAUUCACCGUCACCGUCCAGGAAGUCAAGUAGAUCCCCAAAACACAAAAGUGGAACCAAAGGACAAGGUUCUGGGAAGAAAGAGAAGAAGGCAUCAGUGUCCUCGCCUGUUUCAGACUCUACCAGGCCGUCAAAGGGGAGCCACAGUAAGAAGAAAGGGCCCCGUACCCCCAGUCCUCCUCCCCCAGUCCCUCUGGACAUUCCUGUGGUUGGGAAAAAACACAAGGGCAAACACAAGAACAAGGAGAAGUCUGAGGAGAAGCAGAAGGAAGCGAAAGAUCGGGGGCGAGAUACAGAAAAACACAAAGAGAAGAAGGAGAAACGCAGGGACCGAUCAGACAGUUCCCACAAGGCCAAGCGGUCUGUGACGUCAGAGGAGCGUUCUGGUAGUGUGUCGUCUCUCUCUAGGGGCACUUCACCUCCAGCCAGGAAGAAAUCCUCCUCUCCGAAAGCUUUGUCCCAUAAGGCCUCCCCUCCUCGCAGGUCUCCCUCUCCUCCACGCCACCAGCGCACCCCAACUCCUCCCCGCCACCACUCCCCCUCCUCCCACUCUGGUUCCUCUGCCCAGCGGCACUCUUCGUCCCCUCGUCGGCGUCGCUCGUCCUCUCCUGCGUACCACCGGAGCUCAGCAGCCCAGGCCUCUGCCUCCCCCCCUCCAAGCUCCCGGCGCUCUCGAUCACCUCCCGCCUCCCACGACACCUCCUCACCCCAUCGCCGAUCUGACAGAUCCAGCCCCAGCCAGCGCCACUCCAGGGGCCGUGAGAGGAGCCGUGGUGAAAGAGAGAGGAGUCCGCCUGCCCAGGAGCGCAGACACGAGCGCAGAGAUGAAAGCCGCAGCAAGCGAGAGAAGGACAGCUUCCGCGACGACCGGGACUAUGACUCUGAACAGAUCUCAUCACGGGACUCCCGCGACGACAGGGAGACCAGAGAGGCCCGUGAGCGACGUGACGCCCGCGAUCGAGGAAGAGAAACAACCCGAGACUCUCGUGACCACAGAGACAACAGGGACGUGAAGGACUCCAGAGAGAGCAGGGCGGACACCCGCUCCAGUCGGGAGUCGCUGGAGCGUCGUGACCGUGAACGGGAGCGAGAGAGGGAUCGGGAGAAGGAGAGAGAGAAGGACAGAGAACGGGAAAAGGAGAGAGAGAGGGAGAGGGCUGAUAGCCACAGGAAGGAGGAGGCGGUGCAGGAGGACAGGAGUUACGGGAGAGGUCAUGGACGCGACGAUGGAGGGAGAGCUGAUGGGAGGACAGAGAACAGGACAGACAGAGCUGAGAGGAAUGGACGAGGGAGAGGGCGUGCCAAUGAAACAUCUGAUAAAGGUUCAAACAGAAACUCCCGGGGCUCCCAACUGAAAAGCAGCCAUGACAGCUGGGAUUCACGCAGCAGUGCGGUGCGUGAGCGCAGCGCUGAGAGGAGCACAGAUCGCAGUGCUACCGAAAGAAGCUCUGAGAGGGGUUCAGAUCGAGAUCGCUACGAGGGUGACAGGAGAGGAGAGCAGGCCAGAGACUCCUCAUACGACAGGAGAGGAGGGCACGGUGAUCGCAGAGACAACCGCGAGAGAGAUCAAAGAGCAGCUUCCCCAAACAGAUACCAGGGAAGAUCAGAGGACUCCGAGAGGGAGGAGAGGAGGCAGGAGCGCAGGACAGACAGAGCAGACGAGGGCCGAGACGACAGGACCCGCGACCGGGAUCGAGAGAGAGAGCGAGAGAGGGACAGGGAGCGGGAGAGAGAGAAAGAGGACAGGGAGCGAGAGAGGGAAAGGGAGCGAGAGAAGGAGGCCGAGAGGGAGCGGGCCAGGGAGAGGGAAAGGGAGCGGGAACGAGAGAGGGAGAGAGAGCGGGAGAGGGAGAGGGAGCGCGAGGAGCGGGAGCGAGAGAGGGAGGAACGGGAGAGGGAGCGGGAGAGGAAGGAGCGAGAAAGGGAGAGGGAGAGGGAGCAGCGGGAGCGAGAGAGGCAGCGGGAAUGGGAGGAGAGAGAGAGAGGACGAGAGGAGAGGCGGGAGAGGAGAGACGACACCAGGGACGACCGGUCCGUUAGAGACACCCGGGAUGAACGCAAGACAAGUCGUAAGAGGCCCAGGGUGGAGAGCAGCCCCAGCCCCCGAGCCUCGCCUAAGCGAGCAACUCGGGACCUCAGUCCGGCAGACAGCGACGGCUACAACAGCGCGGAAGAGAAAAGUGCUGACAAGCAUCGUUUGCUGAGCCAGGUGGUGCGGCCCCAGGAGCCCUUGUUACGUUCUCCGCCAAGGGCUGCUCUGGCCGAUGAGAAGUCCAGCCACUGGAAGGAUGAGGAGCGCAGAGGAGCCGGGGACAAAAGGGACGCACGCAGCCGCCACGAGGACCUGGAGCUGCGCGGGGAACGAAGCAGAGGAGGCGACAGGCGAGGAGAGCACCUCUCAGACACCCCUGCUGACUCCCGCAGCAGAGGCAGAGAGCAGCGGGAGGCCACGCCGCCUCCCCCUGCGUCAUCCCUUGCCAUUGGCAGCGAAGACAGAGACAACGCCGGCUCCCAGGCCCAUGAGGAGGGCAAAAAGAAGAAGUCGCAGAGGAAGGGCCUGAAGAAGGGUCGCAAAGAAGAGGAGAUUGGCGGUGGCCUGGCUGGUGCAGGAGAUCGUUUCAACCCCGAGCCCCCAACUGGCGGACCUCCAGAUGGACCUCCACCCUUACACUCGCCCAGGAAAGGAACAAAGAAGAAGGCGCUCGACCGAAAGAGGAAACGCUCACGAGAAGGAGAAUCUGAUGUGUCUGAUGAGGAUUCAUCUGCCCCUCAGCCACAUAAUAAACGCAGCAAGAGAGGACCCCGAACGCCACCACCCUCAAUGAGGCCUGACCAUCGUGUCACUGGAGGCAACGCAGAGCCGUCUCCACUGUCCAAAAUGGACAACUUCAGCGACUGGUCAGAUGAGGAGGUCACAGACCGUGCACUACUGGACACACAAGUGCCGCUGGCUCCUGCUGACAGGGCUCCUGCCGAGCCUCAUAGGAGAGGUGGUGGUCCCAGAGUGGGCAGAGACAGGGAGCGGUGCAACCCACCACCCAUCGCCCCUCUGCUUUCCCAAGAUCCUCCCAUGCUGCUGCAGACUCUGACCCCGCAGCCCCUCAUGUCCCAGCCCCUGCUCCGCAAACCUCCCCCGGAGCAGACACGCAGCAGCAGCAUGGGAAGCAACCAGAGCCGCACAUCAUCCAGACGCCUGCGCUCACCCUCAAACGAGUCAGCCCAUCGAGACGACCCCCAGGGCACACGACCCCGCCGGGGCAGGCUGCAGGGCGCCAACUCCCGGGACCGAGAGAGAGAGAGAGAACGAGAGAGGGAAAGAGAGAGAGAACGGGAGAGAGAAAGGCCGAGUGUAAACGACCCUCCUGGGGCUGAGAGGAAGUCUCGGAUAGACCAGUUGAGGAGAGGGGAGCCCAGCCGCAGCACCUCCUCAGACCGGCAGGAUUCCCGCAGCCACAGCUCCAGGCGCAGCUCUCCUGACUCUGAGAGGCAGGCCCCGUCCAGGUCGCGCGCUGGCUCCCACGACAGCCGAGAACGGGAGCGAGACAGGGAGCCAUUUGAGCGCGAGCGUGACCGAAAGGACCUUCGCCCUCAGCAGCAGCAGCAACAGCAGCAGCAGCCCCUGCUCCUCCAACAGCCUCUGCAGCAACAGAGAGACUGGGAGCCUGAACCUAGAGACUGGCCGAGCCGGGGGCGAGAGCCCCUGUUGAUGCGUCCUGGCCGGGAACCUCUCCUGAGGGAGCGGGACAUCAGGGAGAGGGAACGCUUGCUCCCUGAAGGCCUCAUUCAGCAGCAUGAACGGGAGCGGGAAAGAGAGCGAGAGAGGGAGCGGGAGAGAGACAUCAGAGGCGACAGAGGUGGGGAUCGAGAGAGGGAGAGGAUGAUGAUGAUGAUGGACCUGCCGCCGCACGUGGACCCCAGAGCCCCAGGACGAGGAGAUCUGAGAGGUGAUCUCAGAGGAGACCUGCGAGGGGACCUGAUGAGACCGGAGAGGAGCGAGUACGAGCCUCUGCUGCCAAGAGAAGCCUUCAGCCCCCCAGAGCCGGAGAAACCAAGCAACAGUCACCAUCUGAUGGCGGAGCAGCGGGAGCUGGAGAAGACGGACAGCAUCGACGGAGACGAUGAUGGGAAAGAAGACGAUGGCCAGUCAGUGGCGUCUGUGGGAGAGGAGUAUGAGCCCAUCAGUGACGAUGAGCUGGAUGAAAUUCUCGCUGACAGCCAGAAGAAAGAGGAUCAGCAAGACGAGGAGAAAAUUACAGGUCCUUUGGACGUCAUUGACGUGGACUGGUCCAGCCUGAUGCCCAAACAGAAGCAGGAGCCCCGGGCAGCAGGGGCAGCCUUGCUCCGGUUCACCCCAGGGGCCGUACUUCUCAGGGCGGGUAUCUCUAAGCGACUUGCUGGUCCUGAGCUCCUGGAGCAGGUCAGAGAGGUGUGCAAGUCGGAGCUGGACGACCCCAAAGAUGCUGACAAGCUGUUCGAGCAUGACCUGGGCGCUCUGAACAUGGCAGCCCUGAACAGGCGGGUGGAGAGGGCAGGUCUACUGAGGAACCUCGGGCCUUGCUGAAAGGCCCUGUGUGCCCGCAGGGACUUCGCCAUCCGCCGGCAGCUGUUAAAGAACGACAAGGGUCUGACGAAGCAGUACCCCACUACACCCGUGGUCGACAACGAGCUGCUGCAGAUGAGCAUGCGGCUCUUCAGACGGACCAUGGCUGGUCAGGCCUCAGGCUCAGAGAGGGCCGACGGGGGGUCAGCACCAGCAGCCGAGGUGGCCCCAGCCGGUGGUAGUAAGCUCAGCACAGCUCAGCCUGAAGUGUGUGUGUCCUGAUAGAAGUGGUUUUAACGAGUCAAACACAUGAAAAUGAACGCCCCCCCCCCCCCCCCCCCCCCCCCCCCCCCCCCCCCCCCCCCCCCCCCCCAACUCUCGCUGACUCUGUCCCAUUUCAUUUCUUACAUUACCUUUAAUCAUGACAGGAAAUAAAUUGUGAAUCAGUUAUGCUUGACAUGUCUUGGAUGAUCUGCACGUGCUGUGCCAUAGACUACUGGACACUCUAGCCUAUGGAGGUGUGUAAUGACCCAUGUAUGAGAAACAUGCCCAGAAUGAUUUCAUGUUUUUUGUGCACUGCAGUGAUUUAGUGCAGCUUUUUAAUUGUCCGUCUCACCUGCCUAAACAAGCUCAAAUGUUUGUUUUCGUAUGUUGUGCAUUGGUAACCACGACUGUGCAUUAAAAUGGUCAGAUGUGGAUUUUUGUAACGGGUCUUUUGCUUUGUCAAAGUGACUGUUCAGCCUUUAACUAAUGUGAUGUCAUCGCUAUUUCUGUUAACGUUAUAUGACGACAUUUCUGCCGAGCAAAGCUUUAGCGUUUGCUGCAGAGCGUCACUGACCGACAACACUGAAACAUCCUGCAGGGACUUGAAUGAACGUUUCUUAUGAAUAAGCACUGCCAAACUAUUCCUCCACUGAAUGUCAUUUCUCUUAUAACUGUAAACAUUAUUGCUUUUUGCUUCGUGUAUGUGUUCUGAAUGGUUUGGCAAUGUCUCCCUGAACUGAACUCCAACACUGCCAUGUGGAACUACUCUCCCUAAUGUUCACCAGUCCACACCAUCCAAACAGGAUCAUUCCCAAUAGGAAAAGACACUAGACUGCUUAGAUGUUUUUUUAAAAUGACUGAAGGGAUAAUUAAUUCGAGCUUCCAGUGGUUCCACAGUCCCGAUUAAAAAAAGACUUGUACAGGUGGAGAAGCUGAAUCUCUGGGAUGUGGUUCUAUCAACACUCUUAGCUCAAAGUGACACUUGUAAAGAGCAGGUGGUGCAUGGACACAAAGUCAAUGGACAAACAAUCGACAGCUGAACAUAAAAAUGGGAAGAGGCUGUUAUCUUAGAGCCCUGGAUUCAACAUGACACCUCCUCUUGGCCAUGCUACUGUGACAUGAAAUCUAAGUGAUGUUGAAAGCGUCCAACCACAACUAUGUCACCUUCUCCUGCUACAUAUUUAUUUUGUCUAAGGGUCAAGGUCAUUUUGAGAUGUGCAAGUAAUGAUAUCUGGUUUAACGCUGUAUUUUUAUUUUUUUUUUUUUUACUGAAAAAUAAAUGUAGAAUGACAUUUUUUAAAUUGUCAUAGCA